Messenger RNA from Brenthis ino (lesser marbled fritillary), 1251 nucleotides. NCBI's taxonomy places the organism in Eukaryota, Metazoa, Arthropoda, Insecta, Lepidoptera, Nymphalidae. The record is from the annotation of a GenBank genome assembly.
AUGAGCCGAAAUUUUAGAAAAUGCGUCAUCUGCAACAAACAGGAGCAGAAAGACAAGACUAGUGGCAAACGGUUGUUUUUUACCACGUUUCCUUUGGAAGAAAGUCGUUGUAAAAAGUGGAUUACAUUAGUAGGCAAUCCAGAACUGGUAUUUUUACCAAUAGAAAAAUUGCACAAGAAUCGCUAUGUAUGUGGUGACCACUUUGACAAAAAACGAUUUCAACCGCAAAAAAACUCGUCUAAAAAAACUGCAAUUCCUACACUAAAAUUAACUGCACCACCUCUGACUGAAGAGCAGUUAAUUGAAUUUCCUUACCAUGCUUAUGGUUGGAAUAAAGAAAAGAAGUCAGCUGAGGUCGCUUUAACUAGCUACACUUUACAGCCUUCUACAAGUUUAACUUCACAGCCUUCCACAAGUUUAGCUUCAGAGCCUUCCACAAGUUCAACUUCACAACCAUUCUUUGUCAGAGUUGCAGACAAUGAUGUCGCACCUGAGAAACAAGAUAUCGACUGUUCUACAACCCAAGGUAUAAAGAGAAAACUGGACAAAAAUAUAGAAAUGACACCAAGGAAGAAAAAACUACUAAAGCAACUUAGAAAUACCAGGUGCACACUAAAGUCGAUGCGCAAAAGCGCUAACAUAAUCGGAAAUAUUGAAUCCACUGUAUUAAAAGACAUAGUCAUCUCAGCAUGCAAAAACCAAAAGAGAAAGACAACAGAACAUUUUAAAAAAAAUCCUAUGGAACCAGGAGUAAACAAAUCUGUUUUACAGUACUUAAAAGUAGUAGGCGAAGGAAAAGAUGCAAAAGAAAAAGUAUGUGCCUUACUUUUCGACGAGAUUGCGCUAAAACCUCGCUUAAUCUAUAACCCAGCUACUGACCAAAUAGAUGGAUUUCAAGAUUUAGGGAAUGCUAAAGGAGAAGGAAGGUCAAACAAAAUAGCAAACCAUGCACUUGUAUUUAUGAUACAAGGAAUUUAUAAAAAAAUUAAGCAACCAAUCGCCUUCUACUUUGUUAAAGGUACAAUUUCUUCAGAAAAACUUGCAGCAAUUGUAAAGGAAAUAAUAAAUGCAGUAGCUGCCACAGGUUACAGAGUUUUAACCACUGUCUGUGACCAGGGCUCUACAAAUAUGGGUGCCACUAAACUUUUAAAAAAGUUUUCUUCCAUCCCUGAGAGUACCAACAUAUGUGACCAUUCAUUCUUCUGCAAUGAUCAAGAAAUAUAUAUAAUGUAUGACAUGCCACACCUUUUC